AUGCUGUAUAUCGAUAUCUACGUCGCUGUGGUUGGUGCGUACGGAGCGUCUGUAGUGAUUUACCGCGGAAGUCCUGGCUCUCACCAUGCGGCUGCCGGCGUCAAAAUAGAGACACAAAUAGAGCCGAGGUUCUUUAUUGGAUUGAAUCGUGCGCUUACAAAUAUGAAGAAGGCUCUCGUUAUAGUGACACCCAUAAUUCCUGAUGGACUCAACACUUCCACGCAGAGAUGCGUGGAUUCUGUGCAUAUUUCGGUAGGUGGCUUUUCCUCCAAGAAGUAGAG
This is a messenger RNA of Cylicostephanus goldi, 281 nucleotides long. Lineage: Eukaryota; Metazoa; Nematoda; Chromadorea; Rhabditida; Strongylidae. The record is from the annotation of a GenBank genome assembly.